AUGUCUCACUCUACCAGUGAAUCUGUUCCGGGCUUAAAGCAAAAGAAAGUGUUCAAAAUAAUAGUUUUGGGCGAUUCUGGAGUUGGUAAGACGUGUCUUACUUUUCGCUUUUGCGAAGGUCAGUUUUUAGAUAAAUCUGAAGCCACUAUUGGUGUGGACUUCCGAGAAAGAACUGUGAAAAUUCGUAAUGAAGAUAUAAAGCUACAGUUGUGGGACACCGCUGGUCAAGAACGGUUUCGAAAAUCGAUGGUUCAGCACUACUACCGGAAUGUACAUGCUGUUAUGAUUGUUUACGAUGUGACUAAACCAGAAACAUUUCAUUCUAUAGCUAGUUGGAUGCAAGAAAUUGAGUCACAUGGGUUGAUGAGUGCUCCGCGAGUGCUUGUUGGCAAUAAGUGUGACUGCGGUACACCGGAAUCUAGACUUGCCACAACGUAUGCACAGAGGCUGGCUGAUAAAUAUGGAAUGCCUCUCUUUGAAACAUCAGCACUUCUAGAUUCUGAAUGUGACAAUGUUGAGUCAAUAUUCAUGACACUGGCUCACAAGUUAUACUCAAAGCAGCCAUUGCGAGUUAUAAGCAUUGAAGGAGAACUAGGUCCCAGGUGUGUAACACUAACUAGGCAAAAACGACCCGCUCGCAACGAUACGUGUCUAUGUAGUUAG
Molecule: messenger RNA, 663 nt
Organism: Leptosia nina
Lineage: Eukaryota; Metazoa; Arthropoda; Insecta; Lepidoptera; Pieridae
Source: the annotation of a GenBank genome assembly